Molecule: messenger RNA, 678 nt
Organism: Dacryopinax primogenitus
Lineage: Eukaryota; Fungi; Basidiomycota; Dacrymycetes; Dacrymycetales; Dacrymycetaceae
Exons: 4
Coding region: 1-678 (225 amino acids)
Source: RefSeq, a predicted model, not a curated record
AUGACCAUGUACGCCCCCGCUUACGGGCCUUCUGCCUACGGGAUGCAGCCCGGCUGGAACGCAGCGACAUCCUACCCAGGUGCGACAGCCGGCGCGCUGGUACCCUACAACCCCAACACUUACGGCACCGGUUCACCCACUAGCGCACUCGGACUCUACGAUGGCUUUAAUAUGGGGUACGCCUCCAACCGUCGCCCAUGGGCUUACGGUCGGGUGAGGUCUACCAUUGAGUUCAACGACUGGGACUCGAACAACCCAUUCUGGCUCUUGUCCAACUCGGCGCCUCUUCCUCUCUACGAUGAACAGGGGCGCUUCCACCCCACGGCCGCUCACCUGUUCCACGCGAGGAAGUUCUUGGAUCCACGCCUGGCUGACCAGGUCAGCGCGUGUUCAACAGCCCAAGGUGCAAAGGAACUCGCCGACUCCUGGCGCCCUUACAUCAGGCCUGACUGGAGGCGAGUGAAUGUCCAAAUGAAUUAUGCCGAUGCGCCUGUUCAGAUGGAAUGGGUGAUACGCGAGAAACUACGGCAGAACCCGCAGUUUGCCCAGCUCUUGAUGAGCACUGGGAGGUGUUAUCUCCUCAACACAUCCAUUGACGAGAACUUCUGGGGCAUCGGCAGUGGCCGAGGCCGUAACGAACUAGGCAGGGCACUCAUGAGACUGCGCAAGGAGCUCUGA